This is a messenger RNA of Rasamsonia emersonii CBS 393.64, 1398 nucleotides long. RefSeq names its product Histidine acid phosphatase. Lineage: Eukaryota; Fungi; Ascomycota; Eurotiomycetes; Eurotiales; Trichocomaceae. The coding region runs from base 1 to 1398 and encodes 465 amino acids. The transcript has 3 exons. Gene Ontology annotation, molecular function: phosphatase activity. Gene Ontology annotation, biological process: dephosphorylation. The record is from RefSeq and is a predicted model, not a curated record.
AUGCUCAUCUCCUUGCUGGCACUUGGCGCGUUGGCGCUGGGCGUGCCUGCACUCAUGCCCAAAGAGACCUUCUACCCGCCCACCCUCAACGACACGUCCUACAUCACCAACAGCUCUCUGAGCCUCUAUGGCGGCAUCUACUCUGCCCCCGCCGACGAGGCCACCGCCGGCUCUCCCUAUGGCGUGUACGAUUACUGCUCUAUGCCCCAUCCUUGCGUCGACGAGUACCAGCUGCCACAGCCGCUGCAAUCCGGCCAAGUGAAAGGCAAGCUCGUCUAUCUCGAGUACCUGCAGCGCCAUCAGCGUCGCACUGCGUACAAUAUCCUGCCUGGGGGUGAGAACCAACCGUACAACUGCGACAAUAUUCUCCCCUACCUCUACGCUGCGCCUCAACAUGGCACUGCACCGCUGCCCGUCUACGCGCAGACGUACACCGAUCCGACCAACCCCUUCGUCAGCAGCUACGUCAACGGCUCCUGUCAGUUCCCCCAGCUGACUCUCGGUGGUCUGCUCGAUGGGAUCCAGCAUGGCCGCGAUCUGUGGGCGGUUUAUGGAGAGAAGCUUGGCCUCAUCCCGCCUCAACCGGACGAUCGCGUCUGGUUCCGCUCCAGCUCAUCUCCUCUGACCCAGCAGAGCGCAGGCGGUGUUCUACGUGGCAUCUGGCCCGACUAUCAGGGCUCACUGCCUCUUCACCAGCAGACUUCUGCCGUUGACACCGUCAACGAGGGCUACUCCUGCAGUGCGCAGGGGGCUAUCUUGUCUGCCAUCGAGUCGACUGCGGAAUGGAAAGAGCAUCUCGAUGUGACGGCAGACCUGCGUAGUGCCCUGGGAAGCAUGCUGGGCGCGACGUCCAGUGCGUGGCAGUCGACCUUUGACCACUUUUCCGACAACUUCCAGGCCCGGCUCUGCAACGGCUAUGAAUUGCCCUGCAAUUUCAAAAACCACAGCGAGUGCGUCACCGCUGCCCAGGCCGCCGAGGUGUUCCGGGCGGGCGACUGGGAGUGGAACUACUACUGGCGUACCAACCCCAACGUGACGGAAUACAUUCAGGUCGUCGAGGGUCUCUUCAUCGGGGAGAUCGUGAGUCGCCUUGAGGCAGUCCAGCAGGGCAAGUCGAACUUGGUCUACAGCCACAUCUUCAUCCAUGAUGGCGAUAUCGGACCCGUGUUGGGCGCACUCGGCAUUACCGCGCUGCGCUGGCCGGCCAUGGGUUCCAAUAUUGCCUUUGAAAUUUGGGAAAUAGAUGAUCGUAGCAAUCCGUUUUAUGCCCGGGUGCUGUACAGCGGACAGCCCAUCGAGACGAUCCACGGCACUCUCGACUGGCUUCCCCUGUCGCAGCUGAUCAGCAUUCUCAAGGUUUUUGUUCCGGAUGACAUUGUCGCCCUGUGUAACGCAUAG